ACACUGGGACAUUCGUGACAUGGUGGUGUGGUUACCAUGGCAGCAUUUGUCAAACACUGCUAGGACUAGCUAACUGCUGUUUAGAUGUUACUUAUUACCUACCGUACUCAUAUUUUAAUAUAGUUCGCUACCCUGAGCUUUUAAUAUUUUAUAGUGUGCGCCACCAUGUCAAAGUAUAAGACAUCUGGAUACAAAGGUUCACAUGACUUUACAAAAAGUGAGGAGCGGGAGGGAAGAAGUUUUGUGCGUUACAGAUGUGGCCUACUCAACACCAUACAGGAUGUAUUGCGCCUAAGACCAGGUUGGGUGGAAGUCAAAGAUGAUGGAGAAUGGGACUUCAAUUGGUGUGAUGUGGGCUGGCUGAGGGAGAAUUUUGACCACUCAUAUAUGGAGGAACAUGUAAGGAUAAACCACUUUCGCAACCAUUAUGAGCUGUCUCGCAAAAACCUCAUGGUGAAAAACCUUAAAAGAUAUCGGAAAAAUCUUGAAAGAGAUGUUGGCCGCAUGGAGGCAUCCAAAUGUGAUUUUUUUCCCUGCACCUUUGCACUGCCCAGCGAGUAUCAUCUCUUUGUAGAGGAGUUCAAAAGAAGCCCUGGCAGCACCUGGAUCAUGAAGCCGGUAGCAAAAUCUCAAGGGAAAGGCAUUUUCCUGUUCAAGAAACUGAAAGACAUCAUGGAUUGGAAAAAGGAUGGCACCCGCUCAGAGGAGAAGGACGCAGCUCAAGUAGAAAGCUAUGUGGCACAACGCUAUAUAGAGAACCCCUACUUAAUUAAUGGCAGGAAAUUUGAUCUGAGGGUCUAUGUGCUGGUUACAUCAUAUGUUCCCUUGAAGGCCUGGCUUUAUCGAGAUGGCUUUGCCCGCUUCUCGAGCACUCGCUUUUCCCUUAGUGCUAUCGAUGACAAGUAUAUGCACCUCACCAAUGUGGCUGUUCAGAAAACAGCACCAGACUAUGAUCCUGAAAAGGGAUGCAAAUGGCAGAUGCAGCAGCUUCGAAGAUACCUGACUGCAAAACAUGGCAGAGAGACAAUAGAAACUCUGUUUAAAGAGAUGGAUAACAUAUUCAUCCGCAGUCUACAGAGUGUACAAAAGGUCAUUAUCAAUGACAAACACUGCUUUGAGCUCUAUGGCUAUGACAUACUUCUGGAUCAGAACCUCAAACCGUGGUUGAUUGAGGUGAAUGCCUCUCCGUCACACACGCCAAGUAGUCGGGAGGAUUACGAAAUGAAGUACCGACUGCUGGAAGACACUCUGAAUGUUAUCGACAUGGAGGGAAGGCUGACUGGCAAGGAGAAAAGGGUGGGUGGCUAUGAUCUCAUGUGGAACGAUGGGCCAGUCUACAGAGAGGAUGUCAACUUAGAAACAUUUGGCAGUUUAUGUUUCACUGCCAAUACACACUUAGGGUGUGUGAAUGACAGAGAGAAGCAGCUUCGCCAGCUUCUGAAACCAUUUCCAGGCCAGAAGAGGAUCUAACACACUCAUCAUUUUUAUGUUCCCACCACUAAAGCACUUGGUGUAUGUCUGGGAUAAGACAGGCUCCAGUGAUCACAAGUAACUGUAAAAUAUUUGCAAUUUCACAUUUCACAACUCUGUGAUGAUUUGAUCACAAUCCAAGCACUUUGGUUAUGUGAAUAUGCAAAUUAAAUUUCCUGAAAACUACAGCAAAACUUGUAAUAGUUUAAAGACAAGUAUACUAGUAUACAAAUGUUUUUUCUUAUAAAUGCAGUAUUUGGCAUGAUUACUAACCACAAGUGUAAGUG
Messenger RNA from Scatophagus argus, 1757 nucleotides. It is a transcript of the gene ttll9, whose product is annotated as tubulin tyrosine ligase-like family, member 9. Gene Ontology annotation, biological process: protein polyglutamylation; microtubule cytoskeleton organization. The transcript has 14 exons. Gene Ontology annotation, cellular component: cilium. The record is from RefSeq and is a predicted model, not a curated record. Gene Ontology annotation, molecular function: tubulin binding; tubulin-glutamic acid ligase activity. Lineage: Eukaryota; Metazoa; Chordata; Actinopteri; Scatophagidae. Bases 166 to 1470 code for a protein of 434 amino acids.